UUUUUACACAAUUUGGGGAAAUAUCGGUUCCUGUUUUCAGAACGCGGCCUUUUUUGUUUUCGCGGAAAAAGACGACAGACGUUUUUUUUAAAGUGUGCAAUUUCCUACCAUCUCCGGCGUCGAGGGUAAAAGUAUAGAUCGCAAGCUCUUGCGAUCACCGCUCAGUAGCGAGCCAUCCUUUCCUCCAGCAGACGGAGGGUUAACAGUUUUGAAAAAAGAAAAAAAAAAAAAGGGUUUCCAUUCACUAAACGAGCGCCGCGCACCCUUUUUUGGAAAUGCAGUAAACGGACUAGGAGGAUCCCAUUGGCUGCCAAGAGCUGCCACUCAAAGCCCCGGCUCCCUGGGGAAUCUAUAUAUAUACGUGUGCGCGCGUACGAGAGCGGACACCGGCAGAGCAUCCUCUCGCAGAGCAGUCCAGCUGUGCACAGGGUCACCAUGAGCGAGCUUCGGGCCAACAAUGAGCUUCCAUCUCCCAACCAAGCCUCCCGGAGCGAGGAAAAAGACAAAGCUGGGAGUCCCGAGAAAGCAGAGGAGGAAAUAGACAUUGACUUGAAUGCCCCGGAGACAGAGAAGGCAGCCUUGGCAAUCCAGAACAAGUUCCGCCGAUUCCAGAAACGAAAGCAGGACCCCAGCCCGUGAGGACGAUGGCUCCCCGGUGACCUCUCUGCACUGCCUGGUGCGGGAAACACUGUGCGGCGGCUCAUAUCCUUCCCCCUGCGCCGGACAUGACGGGCGCCAACAUGGCAGCACCCCUACCGUUCUUCACACGUCUCCCUCCCCUUAGGCUAUUAUGAAUGCUUACCCUAUAACAAGGCCGUACCUGGUGCUGUAGCCAUGGUAACGCGGGGCGGCCAUCUUGUAUAUAGUCUUCCUAGUCUUAGUAUAGAGUCAAUACAAUAUGUCUUAAGAAAGACUUUUAUAAUUAGAAAAGUAAUAUUUAAAUGUCUGGCGUGCGGGGGUUUUAGGUUCAUGGCGGAUCAGGCAUGUGACUGCGGUAGGCGUACACCGUACAUAUUUAUAGAUUUAAAUGUAUA
This is a messenger RNA of Spea bombifrons (plains spadefoot toad), 1034 nucleotides long. It is a transcript of the gene PCP4L1, whose product is annotated as Purkinje cell protein 4 like 1. The coding region runs from base 436 to 639 and encodes 67 amino acids. The transcript is spliced from 3 exons. NCBI's taxonomy places the organism in Eukaryota, Metazoa, Chordata, Amphibia, Anura, Pelobatidae. The record is from RefSeq and is a predicted model, not a curated record.